UGUUUAGUUUUCUUCAAUUCUUAUUAGCCCCCUAGUUGGAGGAAUAUCUGAUGUUUAUGGAAGAAAACCUGUUAUGUUGAUUUGUCUGACUGGCAUAUCGAUAUCUUACAUUGUUUGGGCUUUGUCAUCAAAUUUUGCUUUGUUUAUACUAGCUCGAUUUAUAGGAGGCAUAAGCAAAGGUAAUGUUUCUUUAAGUAUGGCAGUAAUUGCCGAUGCGUCUAGUGGAAAAGGCAGGACAAAAGGAAUGGCUUUGGUGGGUAUAGCAUUUUCUUUAGGAUUCACUAUUGGACCUCUUAUCGGAGCUUUAUUUAGUCAAUUGACAGACAAAACAAAUGUGGAUUGGUUUAUGUACCCAGCUGUAUUUGCAUUUUUAUUAUCGAUUGCUGAUCUUCUGUUUGUGGCAGUGUUCUUUAAUGAAACACUUCCAAAGGAACAUCGUUCAAAGGCUACUGUAACAACUUUAUCACAGGCUACAAAUCUUAUUAGCAUACCUAAACUUUUCAAAUUUACUGCUGUUUCAGCAUUACAUAAAACAGACAAAGACAAUUUAAAAAGAUUAGGUCUGGUUUAUUUUAUAUAUCUGUUCUUAUAUAGUGGACUGGAAUUUACUCUCACAUUUUUAACCCAUCAUACAUUUGGAUACAGUUCAAUGCAACAGGGAAAAAUGUUUUUCUUUAUUGGCAUAAUAAUGGCUAUAUUCCAAGGAGGAUUUGUGAGACGAGUACCUGAACAUAAAUUAAAAUCUGCAGCAGUUGCAGGUCUUUGGCUUAUUGUACCCGCUUAUGGUUUUGUUGCAUUGUCUCCAAUAGUUCAUAUUUAUUUCUUAUACAUUGGACUUUUUCUAUUUGCAGUUUCUACUGCAUUUGUUGUUCCAUCAUUGAUGUCAUUAGCAUCCAGAUAUGGAGGAGUUGAACAAAAAGGAACAGUUAUGGGUGUGUUCCGAUCAUUAGGAGCUUUAGCUAGGGCUGUUGGUCCUGUUAUAGCAUCAAUUGCAUUUUGGAGUAUUGGUUGCUCUUUGACAUAUUUAGUUGGUGGUGUUUUACUGAUUAUACCAGUAUUAAUGUUGCAAUUUUCGAAUGUAUAAAACAAAUUACUAUAAUAACUUGACCAGUAUUACUAUUAAAAUAUCAAAUGAUGAUAAUAGUAUUAAUGAAUGUGGUGAAUAGAAUGAUCUGAUGUUAUUUAUGACCUCAAAAGUGUGAAUGUAUCAUAUGUGAAUUAUUAGAA
This is a messenger RNA of Ctenocephalides felis (cat flea), 1227 nucleotides long. Its product is annotated as major facilitator superfamily domain-containing protein 10-like. The coding region runs from base 74 to 1084 and encodes 336 amino acids. Gene Ontology annotation, cellular component: brush border membrane. Gene Ontology annotation, molecular function: transmembrane transporter activity. The transcript is spliced from 7 exons. The record is from RefSeq and is a predicted model, not a curated record. Gene Ontology annotation, biological process: transmembrane transport. NCBI's taxonomy places the organism in Eukaryota, Metazoa, Arthropoda, Insecta, Siphonaptera, Pulicidae.